AUGAAUUAAAGUAAUCAGGAUUUGGAAUCGAUUUAUUAAAAUUUACCUGAGAGUGCAGUAUUAGAGACAAUUGCGUAUGAUGCAGAUUUAAAAGUAACGAACACAGAUAACAAACAAUUUAAAUAUCCAGUAAUGAUUAUUUUUAUCUUAGACUAUUUCCAAAGUUUGCGUUCAUCCAAAAACAUGUUUUGAACUUGAAAAUAUCCUUUAUUAAAUACAAAUAAAUGGUGCUUGGAAAUGUGAAGAGUGCAAAAAUAUCUGUUAAACAGAUGGUUUGUGUAAAGACUUUAGAUAUAAAGUAUAAAUGGAAUUUAAUGAAUUUGUUACUAAUAUCAUGAUAAUAGAAGGAAAAUUAUUUAAUAAAUCUUCUAGAAAGGCCAGAUAUUUAAAUCAUUUUUCUACAUAAUAAGUUAGGGUUCAUAUGAAAGGAUUAUAUCAAAGGUAUGUAGCUACAGAGGGCUCCAUAAAUUAAAUAAUAAUUAAUGAACUAAAGAAAAGCUAAAAGAUAAAAACAGGAACAAAUUAACGAAUUUAAUAUUGGGCAUUCUGCUUAUAAGACAAAGUUAAAAUUACUAUCCCUGUAAGAAUUAUAGGGUGUAAUCAUCCUGAAUGUUAUGAAUUAACAAGUCUUUUAUAAAUACAAUCUCAAAAGCAAGAAUAAUUUUAUGUAUGUGCAUACCCAGGAUGUGAUAACCCAAGAAAGAAAAUUGAUAUUUCUACUAUUGAGAGUUUAUUCUCAUCAAUCACAAUUGAUGAAGAUUUAUUGAAAAUUAUUAAGAAAAGUAGUCUAAAUUCUAUGAAAUUUAACUUUAACUAUUAAAUAUAAAAAUUUGAAGAAGAUGUUUAGAGAAAAAAUGGGUAGAUCGUUGAUCCAAUUAUCGAAAAGUACUUUGAUAAAAACAAAAAAGAAAUUAAGGUACCAUUUGAAGAGUUUUAAAAAUAAGUGUAAUCCUUAGUAGCACAAGUAUGUUAAAAUGAUCUUUUUAAAGAUUAACCUAACUUAGAAAAAUUAUUAGCUUAACAUAAAUUUCGCAACUUAGAAAUUAAUAUGAAAGAUAAACUAACAGAUAUGAUCAUUGAAUAGCCUGUUAGAUGCAAAAAUUGCACCAAUUUUUCAACUUGUUUGGAUUUGAAAAGUUAUGCUUGUGAAUUCAUUAAAAAGAAAUUAAUCAGUUAAGUUGAGGUAUUCAAAUGUCCUAUUUGUUAAACUUCUUUUCAAGGCAAUAUGAUUAAAUCUAUGCUAUGGAAUUACAUCUACUUGGAUUAGAAUUUAAUAUUCAGAAUGUUUAAAGAUUUGUCAUAUGUAAGCACAGCGAAAUUUUAAUAUUUGGGUCGACAAUAUAUGAUAUAGGAAUUUUAGGAGAGGUAAGUAUUAACAAAGGCUGAGUAUAUUAAUGCAUUAUCAAAAAAAAACCCGAAUUUAAAAGUAGAAUUUAAAUCAAUUAGCUGUUCCUUCAAUAAAAAUUAAAAAUUAGAUAUUCCACUACUAUUAUUUAAAUGCCCACUUUCAACAGUGAUCGAUUUUGAUACCUUGUAUCUGCAAUUAGAAAAAUGCAAUUUUGACAUCGAGAAAGGGUUGAUUUUUUGUAAAUGCUAAACUUGUAAUACUUCUCCAAUUAAAAGCCUAUCAGGCUAAAUAUUUUACCAUGAAGCCUUUGAUUAUGCACUUAAAAAGUUCUAAUAGUCUAAAAACAAAUCAACUUCAUUUUCUUAUGAUUUUUAAUCGGAUUCUUUAACUAAUAGCGAAGCCUUUACAGAUACAGGAGCAUUUGAUAAUAUUUCUGCUCCUAAGAAAAUGGGGUUCUUGGAUAUGUUAAAUGAAGAGGAAUACCAGAAGAUAUUUGGUGAAAAAAAAUUAGAAGGAAGAACUUUUUAGAUUUUAAGUAUCACUUAAACAGAUGUCUUUGAUGGAAUAGAUAUAAAAUAUAAUAAGUAGGGGAUAGAGAGUAAUCUAGCUGAGAGAAAGGAAUAAAUGAACAAUAAUUUAAAAAAUGAUCAAACCUUAAAAAAAUACAAUUUUGUAAUUAAGGAAAUGAAUCUACAACUUAAUGAUAAUCCUAUUGUUCAUAGUUUAAAUUUUUAAGGAUGA
Messenger RNA from Paramecium octaurelia, 2089 nucleotides. Lineage: Eukaryota; Ciliophora; Oligohymenophorea; Peniculida; Parameciidae. The record is from the annotation of a GenBank genome assembly.